Lobosporangium transversale is the source of this 834-nucleotide messenger RNA. RefSeq lists its product as hypothetical. The record is from RefSeq and is a predicted model, not a curated record. The transcript has a single exon. Lineage: Eukaryota; Fungi; Mortierellomycota; Mortierellomycetes; Mortierellales; Mortierellaceae. The coding region runs from base 62 to 733 and encodes 223 amino acids. Gene Ontology annotation, cellular component: membrane.
CUGUUUCUUUCAACAACAAGUUAAUAACAUUAAACAGAGCUGUGCCGCCAAAACAGAAAGAAUGAGCGUUGAAUUAGUCCCUAUUAACACUGCCAAAGAUGUGCUUGUGCACUCUGAGGAUGGCAAUACAAAAGAAAACCUCAAUUUCUCUUUCUCCUUUGAAAACAUGCCGAUAUCAGGAAAGAUUGCCGUUAUCGGAGCCGCAACAGUCGUCGGUAUCGUCGCAGGCCCUGCCGUUGUCACCACUGCCAUUACUAGCGCUGGCUUUGGCUCUGGUGGAAUCGUAAGUGGAAGUCUAGCUGCAACGUUUAUGUCCUCAUAUGGAGGUGCUGUUGGCGCUGGCUCUGCUUGUGCGACUCUCCAGUCUAUUGGCGCAGCUGGACUAGGAGUAACUGGGACAGUUCUCUCUGGAGCGGCAGUAGGUGCUGCAUCCGCAGCAACUGCAGCAAUAGGAACCUUGGAGGGAGUUCAAGAUGGAGUGAAAGCUGCAGCCUCAGCCGCAGCCUCGGGUGCUUCAAUUGCUGCACAGGCCACAGUCUCUGCUGCAGCCUAUGGUGCCUCAAUUGCUGAACAAGCUAUAGCUCCCGACGCUGCAAAGGUCGUAGCAGUCAAUGCGUCUCUUGGAGUAAACACAAUAGCAAGUGGAGCGAGUGCAGUAGGAGUUGGAGGAUUAUACUUUGCUCAAGCCGUAUAUAGAGCAGCAACAGGAAGAGAGAAGAAAAAGAGAGAAUAAUAAAAAAUAAGAAUGGGCAGGUCACAAGUGUUUCAGAGCACAGCAGCUGGUUUAUAUUUACAUAGUCAUUCCCCUUUUUGGUUAGCUUCAUCUUAUUCAGG